AUGGACCUGAACCAUCCCCUACUAGCUUCGGCUGUCGACCUCCUCCCUCCCUUCCCUUCCUCUCACCCUCAGAUUCAGCGACUAGAUCGCUCCCUCUACUGUCAGAUAUGUAAAGAGCUCUUCUCCGGGCCUGUUUCCAUUCCCUGCGGUCACUCAUUCUGCUCUCGGUGCAUCCGUGGAUCUCUCGAGGUGAUGAAGAAAUGUCCUAGCUGCAAUGAGUCCGCUUCCGAAGGUUCCAUCAGACGUAAUCGAGCAUUGGAAGAGAUAGUAGACUCCUGGGAAGAAGCUCGACCUAUCAUACAUGGUUUGACCUCCAACAAUAGUCGAAAACAAUCUACCAAAAGACCACGGAAAGAGAGUACGAGUAGGAGUGUCAGCCCAGUCAAGCAGAGCUCCGAUAAGAAGGAGGAGAUAGAUGGCGAUGAGGAUGACAUGAUUGCUCUGGACCCGUAUACCAACAUGGCAGAAUCAAGCGAAGAUGUCGAGGCAUCAUGCCCGUUAUGCGAUAUCAAUAUGCCAAUAGGAGAUAUCAGUAGGCACAUUGACCUCGGUUGUCAACCUAUCAAGCCGAGACCCAAAAAUCAGCGUCGUGAGAACCAAAAAGCAAAUUGGAAAAAGGUAUUUUCAGGAGCGGGACUUGUGAAAGGGAAAGAUAUGGAAAUGAAGAAGAUCACAAAACCGAAUUAUUCCCUGGCUGCUCCAGCAGAAUUGCGUAGUUUACUUCAAUCUUACAGUCUGUCUACUUUUGGAGACAAACCCGCCCUCGCCCACCGGGUUCAAGAAUGGAUCUUGCUCUACAAUUCCAACCUCGACACGUCUCAUCCCAAGUCCCUCGGCGCUCUACGAGCUAAGCUCAACGAAGCUGAAGCUUCCAGACGACGAGACAAGGAAAAAGGAAGGGAAGAAAUGGUCUCGGGGCUCAAGACGAGUGACGGUCUGGCGAAAUAUGCACAGGAUACAAAAGGAGAGUUUGAACGUCUACGAAGGGAGAUAAUGGAGAGGGAUAAGAAACGUGUAGGAAGUGGAGCUGAAGCUCCUAUCGAGAUUGAGUGA
This is a messenger RNA of Tremella mesenterica DSM 1558, 1053 nucleotides long. RefSeq lists its product as uncharacterized. Gene Ontology annotation, biological process: DNA damage tolerance; protein monoubiquitination. The record is from RefSeq and is a predicted model, not a curated record. Gene Ontology annotation, molecular function: single-stranded DNA binding; ubiquitin protein ligase activity. Gene Ontology annotation, cellular component: nucleus; Rad6-Rad18 complex. Lineage: Eukaryota; Fungi; Basidiomycota; Tremellomycetes; Tremellales; Tremellaceae. The coding region runs from base 1 to 1053 and encodes 350 amino acids. The transcript is spliced from 6 exons.